This is a messenger RNA of Myotis myotis, 1842 nucleotides long. RefSeq names its product mortality factor 4 like 1 (gene MORF4L1). NCBI's taxonomy places the organism in Eukaryota, Metazoa, Chordata, Mammalia, Chiroptera, Vespertilionidae. Gene Ontology annotation, biological process: regulation of DNA-templated transcription; chromatin organization. The transcript is spliced from 13 exons. The record is from RefSeq and is a predicted model, not a curated record. The coding region runs from base 152 to 1240 and encodes 362 amino acids. Gene Ontology annotation, cellular component: NuA4 histone acetyltransferase complex; nucleus.
GCGGCUCCGUGAGGUGUUCGGGCGCCGGCAAAUCGCGCCCGGGAUGUAGAGCUGGUGCCGCGCUCGGCGUGUGACGCGCAGCCGGGUGGGUGGCGAGCGGGGGGCGGCGGUCGGGGCGGUGGGCGCAGGAGGCGGCGGCGAAUCCCUAUAAAUGGCGCCGAAGCAGGACCCGAAGCCUAAGUUCCAGGAGGGUGAGCGCGUGCUGUGCUUUCACGGGCCUCUUCUUUAUGAAGCAAAGUGCGUAAAGGUUGCCAUAAAGGACAAACAAGUGAAAUACUUCAUACAUUACAGUGGUUGGAAUAAAAAAGGAGCCGGGAGGCCCAGGCGCUCUGACCACACUUGGAGGACACGGGAGGAUAUUGUAGCCCCUUUUCCUGUUCCUGAAGGAGCUCCCUCAGUCCGCCACCCCCUCCUGACCUCUAGUUGGGAUGAGUGGGUCCCAGAGAGCAGAGUGCUCAAGUACGUGGACACCAACCUGCAGAAGCAGCGGGAGCUCCAGAAGGCUAAUCAGGAGCAGUAUGCGGAGGGGAAGAUGAGAGGGGCGGCCCCAGGAAAGAAGACGGCGGGCCUGCAGCAGAAGAGCGUGGAAGUGAAAACAAAAAAGAACAAACAGAAAACACCUGGGAAUGGAGACGGCGGCAGCACCAGCGAGACCCCUCAGCCUCCUCGCAAGAAGAGAGCGCGAGUGGACCCGACUGUGGAAAACGAGGAAACAUUCAUGAACAGAGUUGAAGUCAAAGUAAAGAUUCCUGAAGAGCUGAAACCAUGGCUGGUUGAUGACUGGGACUUAAUUACCCGCCAGAAGCAGCUCUUCUAUCUUCCUGCCAAGAAGAACGUGGAUUCCGUCCUGGAGGACUACGCGAACUACAAGAGAUCCCGCGGGAACACGGACAACAAGGAGUACGCUGUGAACGAAGUGGUGGCCGGCAUCAAGGAGUACUUCAAUGUCAUGCUGGGCACGCAGCUGCUCUACAAGUUCGAGCGGCCGCAGUACGCCGAGAUCCUCGCGGACCACCCCGACGCGCCCAUGUCCCAGGUGUACGGGGCGCCGCAUCUGCUGAGGCUGUUCGUGCGCAUCGGAGCCAUGCUGGCCUACACGCCGCUGGACGAGAAGAGCCUGGCUUUGUUACUGAAUUACCUGCACGAUUUCCUCAAGUACCUGGCGAAGAACUCGGCGACGCUGUUCAGCGCCAGCGACUAUGAGGUGGCGCCGCCCGAGUACCACCGCAAGGCCGUGUGAGGCCUCCCGGGGUCCCCCCGUCCCUCGUCCUGUACAAAUGCUGACCUUGACCAUGUCCGUGUAUAACUGAACCGGUGUUUGUUUUCUGUUGGAUUUUAAACAGAGAAAAUAAAAGGGGUCCCAGCUCCUUUUUCCUUUUCUUUUUCCUUUUUCAUUUGAAAGUCGCUACCAGUGUAUCGACAGACCACGGAGAGACGGACUGUAGUCUUCUGUGCCUAGUUGGCGAAGCUGCUUUUAAUGCUGGUGGUCCUCCUCCUUUGACACUACGCACUUUUAUAACACGUGUUUCUGCUCGAUGGCAAACGCUGUCCCCAGUGCCAAAGGUUCGCCCCGUGUACAUAACCCCAGUCCGUCCGUUUGUACUCUUUGUUUUUAUGGUGCUGACAGUGAGAGCGUCUCCUCUGCAAGGCGCGCCCGCGGUGCCCUGGGCCUCGGUCUUUGCUCAGAUGCUGAAGAGGUGGCUUGUUCCCGGUUUUGUGUUUGUGUCUGAUGCACGUUUGCCCACGAUAGACGCCACGCAUUGUGUAGCCGCGGUUUUCCGGAACAGCCAGUCUUAGGACUUGUUCUUCAGAUCUUCAAUAAAUUUUUCUUUCAAUUUCAAA